Messenger RNA from Dentiscutata erythropus, 1151 nucleotides. NCBI's taxonomy places the organism in Eukaryota, Fungi, Glomeromycota, Glomeromycetes, Diversisporales, Gigasporaceae. The record is from the annotation of a GenBank genome assembly.
CACGUGGGUCAUUUCUUGUCAAGUUUACUGCGCCAUUAGUUGAAGAUGUAGCAGCACUUCGACCCAGUGACAUUAUUAAUCGUGUUCGUUCUGAAGUUGGAGCUGAGACAUCAUACAUGGCAGCCUGGAGAAGUCGGGCUGCCAAUAAAAAACGUAAAGCAAAUGAAAUUGAUGAGAGUUAUCAGCGUAUAAAACCACUUCUUGAUAAUUUACUUAUAGAAAAUCCUGAAAGCAUUAUUUCAUUUGAAGUUGACAAUGAAAAUCAAUUCAUUCGUGCAUUUUUAUGCUUAUGGCCAUGGAUUAAGGCCGCUGAAUAUUGUAGACCAGUUUUUACUCUUGACACAUGUCAUUCAAAGUCAAGUUAUAAAGGCGUUUACUUUGGUUUAAGUGCAAUUGAUGGUGAAGGCAAGCUCGUUCCUAUAGCAUUUGCCGUUUGUUCAGUUGAAAAUUCUAAUAACUGGAUGUGGUUUUGUGAAAAUCUCCAUACGGCACUUCCAAUAAUAAAUACGAAUGAGACCGUCAUUAUAAGUGAUCGUGAAAAGGGUAUUUCUGAUGCCGUACAAGCAAAGCUUUCUAAUGCUUUUCAUGCACAUUGUGUAUGGCACAUUGAAAAAAAUGUUAAUACAAAGUUUAGAACAAAGCUCGGUGGUAAAAUUUGGGCUGCAGCAAAGGCAUUGAAUGCAGAAGAUUUUGACAAUAUUAUGGAAGAAAUCUCUAGUCUGCAUAUAGAAGCUGCCAAUUAUCUUCGCGAAAUACAUUCUGCAACAUGGACUCUUAGUAAAUGUCCACGUAAUAGAUUUGGUCAUCUUACUUCUAACACAUCUGAAUCUUUUAAUUCCUGGUUAUAUAAUGAACGUCUUGUGGAACCAUUUGAAGCUAUUAGUUUACUUGUACGCAAAGUCAAUACACUUUAUUAUAAUCAGCGUAUGAAAUACUCUUCAGCAGUAUAUCAAGCUAAUGAAUCAAUUUUUGAAGUUAGAAGCGAAAAUAGCAAUUUUCGUGUUGUGAAUCUUAAUGCAUUAACUUGCUCCUGUCAGCAAUUUCAGGAGUAUCGAUUUCCAUGCACACAUGCUUGUGCUGCUAUUCUUAAAGCACGUCUACAGCCAUCACAGUUUGUUCAUAUUACUUAUCACACCACAGCUCUUCAAAAU